CGAACUCCUCGGUUCUUUCAUUCGUCAUAGUUCAAGUUCAAUGAGUCAAUGAAUUAGGGAAAGAAAAAACUCCACCAAUCCAAAAAACCAAUCCAACAACAAUCAGCACGAAUUAGUGGUCUCGAAUUGAGUGGGCGGGGAGGUCUACGUCUAUUUCUUAUUGAAUAUGAUUGCGAACGUUAUUUCUUGAUAGUAACAAUGUCCCACAAGCACAACAACAACUCGUGACUGAGAAAAGUGUCGAGUAGUCUCAACAACAACAGCAAGCACAUCAUCACCAUCACAUAUCAGCAUCAAGUUCCUCAUAGAGCCAGCCCUUCCCGUACUUCUCGUGCAUCUUCGUACUACUACGAUCGACCGUGGUGGAGACCGUACACCUCACGCAUACCUCGCUAACAACUAGUACCUGAAACCUCACGAGCACGAUUCUACACCUCACGAACUACUAUAAAAGAAUGCUGGCGAUGAAGCAGGACAGAAUGCAGGUCGUAGAGCAGGACAAAGUGCAGGUCGUGAAGCAGGACAGAAUGCAGAUCGUACAGCAGGACAGAAUGCAGGUCGUGAAGCAGGACGAAAACAAGAUGCAGGCCGUGAAGCAGGACAGAAUGCAUCAAGUCGCGACGCAGGACAAAAUGCAGGUCGUGAAGCAGGAAGGAGGCGGGAGCGAGGACGUGCUUAAGAAUAUUCAAUAAGAAUUAGAAUUUUCAUCUACUUUUAAUUCACAGCAUAUCACUUCUUCAGAAGCAGAAUGUAUUUAAUUUAUCGAUCUUGGUGUUGGUAUUAAAGUAGUACUCAAGAACAAAAAGCACCAUCUUGAAACGUGUACUCACCAGCCUUAAGAAGAUGAUCUCCCCGAAAUCCUCUGCCCAGCAGUUGGAGACUUUGCGCUCUUCUAACAUGGUCUCGGUGCUGACGAACAGCGAAGCCGGUUCUACUCAGGACCCAACGACAAUACUCACCGCAGGGAACAAGGUAGAUCUUCAGAAUUGUCAUGGUCUGUGUCAUCACGACUAUAAACAGCAACAAUUUGUCCGGACAGAUAUCAAUCGUACGAGUAGAACACCUGCCACAUUAUCGAAAGACCCCCUGUCCUUGUCCUCUUCUUUCCAAUGGAAAACAAAUCUUCAGGUGCUGGCGUGUCCUUAUAAGUCAAGCAAUCAAUUAUCAUCGCGCCUGAUUGCGAAAGGGGCCAAGAGCAGUAUGAACUUCAAAAGCGCCGCCAGUGCAAGCAACAAGGUAAGUAGAUCAUGUCGGUACUUCUACCAAAAUCUAUCUUGUCUGGCCACCUUCGUCUUUGAUGUCAUCACCAGGACCUUUUUACCUUGCCUCUUCCUUGUAAACGCCACCACCUCUGGAGGCGUCUCCCCCUUUUCCUUUUCCCCUCUUUGUUGGACUUGCCCCCAUAAUGGGUAAACUUGGGUAAACUACUACUACUCUUUUCCUUUUCCCCUCUUUGUUGGACUUGCCCCCAGAAUGGGUAAACUUGGGUAAACUACUACUACUCUUUUCCUUUUCCCCUCUUUGUUGGACUUGCCCCCAGAAUGGGUAAACUUGGGUAAACUACUACUACUCUUUUCCUUUUCCCCUCUUUGUUGGACUUGCCCCCAGAAUGGGUAAACUUGGGCAAACUACUACUACGACUACUACGACUACUAGGCACCCACAUGAAUAAGAAAACUCUAGAGGUGUUUAGCACUUUAAAAGCCCGAGGCCCCAACUCUCCGAGAGGGCUCCCGUACUAGUAGCCCGACGGGUUUCCCUCUGAAUCCUGAGCCCUGAAUCGAGAGCCGGGUCCCCUUGGUGUCCCUUCUAUAUGGGAGGGACUUGGUUGGCCAUCUGAAUCCUGAACCGAGAACCCGCCUCCCUUGAUGUUCCCGCUAUAUGGCAGGCGACUCGAUGUCUCACCUGAAUCCUGAACCCUGAACCGCGAACCCGCUUCCCUUGAUGUUCUUGCUGUAUGGCAGGCGACGCGAUGUCUCAUCUGAAUCCUGAACCCUGAACCGAGAACCCGCUUCCCUUGAUGUUCUUUCUAAAUGGCAGGCGACGCGAUGUCUCAUCUGAAUCCUGAACCCUGAACCGAGAACCCGCUUUCGUUGGUGUUCCCUCUAUAUGGCAGGCGAUGCGAUGUCUCAUCUGAAUCUUGAGCCCUGAACUGAGAACCCGCUUCCCUUGGUGUUCAUUCUAAAUGGCAGGCGACGCGAUGUCUCAUCUCGGGGUAGUUUGGGGCUGAAGGUUGGUUUGGGGUGUAGCUGUAGGGUUACUCUGGGGCGCAGAGUGGGUGUGGCGUGUAAUGCAGAUAGAUUCGAGGCUUGGGUUUGGUUCCCAGCCUAAGGCCCGGGGGGGGGGGUGUGCGGCUGGUUGAUUCGGGGUUUGAGGUUGGUUCGAGAUCUGGGGCUGUUUACUUGGAGCCCAAUUCGUUCGAUAGGUCUGACAGCUGUCGCCCAUGUAUUACUUGACCACGGUGGGGCAUGAUGCCACUGAGUAACUUUGUAGCCGUAAACUCCCUAGCUUCUGACCAUUUUGCUCUUGUUCCUUGCCGCUAAGGGUGGCCUCAGUAGUUCACAAGAAUAGGGCACACCUCUGGCCGCUCGCGUUGUUUGACUGCUAGAACAUGACGCCGAUCGUCUCAACAUAUCAGCUGCUGGCAGGCUUGGUCUAGUGGUCAAGACGUUCACUUGCUGAAAAUAUUCUAGCCAAUCCUUGAAGGUUCUAGUCUCGAAGACAUCAGGGACGCAACUUCCGCGCGUGAUACUGUGAAUCCACGUAGAUUUGUAGCCCCUGCCUUGCUAGUUCUCAGCCCAUCUCGGUCAAGAUCUCUGGCGCAUGGCCCUAGGGAAGUUACCUGCUUAGUCUGGGCCAUCUUCGUGCGCUGAUAUAGUGAUCGUCGUGCUUCACUCUGAAGACAGUAAAACUGGCGCAGUGGUUAGUAAGGUCCGCUACAAUCUUCAUGUUCAUCGUCUGGAAAUAAGCUGGCUCUAUUCCUGGUAAGAACACAAACCCCCAAAGCGUGCACCUUCGUGAUGGCAUUGCAAUCGUCAAGCAUCACACUAAAGUAGUGAAAUCGGCUCAACGGUCUAGGCGUUCGCCUUGUUCUUCUGCGCCACCUCUAUCGAAGUUUCGGAUCUCCCUCACUAGACUAUUAGCCUAGCCGUGGGCCCUCUUGUAAUAGUAUACUCCUGCUGCUGCGCACUUGGAGCCAUGUAGCAUAGCUUAAUGGUCAGCAUCUUGCGCUAGCGCUUUGAGGUCUCAGGUUCCAUGCCUUGAGACAAGAGCUGCACACGAUACCGAAACCACAGGCCCCCCCCUCCAAGGACAGAGGCACAGGCCUAACACUAACUGCAUGACUAGACUGACGCGACAAGAUGGCCCGGCUGUCAGCUCAAUAGUGAGCGAAAAGCCAGCGGAUUUCGCUACAGUCGCGUCGGCUGCGUAGAAUUGUCUGACGUUCUUCACGUCACUCGAGUGGGGAGACUGUUCCGGCGUCUGUACUCCUCUGCUUCGCUGUAUCAGCCAACCUGGACGAGAACCAUAGAGAGUAGGAAGCCAAGCAGUAGCGCAAAGAAGUAGGCCAACUGGUAGAAGCCCUCGCUUUGCUUUUGACCACCAACGUUCGAAGGAAAACUAGCGGCAGCGUUUUCUCGUGAAGACUGACCUGAAGCCCGAGACGUUUAGACGAAGUAGGUCAUUCCAUAUCUUCGCUACGAAGUAGCUCAGCCGGUAGCGCGCUGGUUUCCGUUCUCCAGGACUCAGCCUCGGGUCCCAGCUGUGUCAUUUCUUGUUCGCUGGAAGGCGUUCCUUCUUCGGGAACUGCAGUAGUUCAGCAAGUUCCGCUGAUAGUUCAGCAGGUUAUUCGAAAACUCAAAAUAACCGAGUUACUAACUGAAACAAGGGAGGCAGCUUAACAUCAAGGCUACCCUUCCUUCUCAUCAGUAUCUCGGUUAUUCUGAUCAGUUACUUGCUUAUUUCAGUUUUUCGAGUACGCUGAUAGCGCAGCAAGUUACGUUGAUAGUUCAGCAAGUUGCGCUAUGUCGAUUUUGAUAGUUCGGCAAGUUAUGCUGAUAGUUCAGCAAGUUCCGUCGAUAGUUCAGCAAGUUGCUCCGUUGAUAGUUCAGCAAUUUUUCUAAUUUUUCACGACAAUGACACGGAGGCGCUUGGGAAUGUCUUGCCCCUUCCGAAUUAGUUCAGCAAGUUCUGUCGAUAGUUCAGCAAGUUGCUCUGCUGAUAGUUCCGCAAUUUUUCUAAUUUUUCACAACAAUGACACGGAGGCGCUUGGGAAUGUCUUGCCCCUUCCGAAGUGGACCGGACAGCUUGCCGCGCAUGCAGAUCAUGAAGAGGCCCAGCGGGCGGCGGACGUUGCGGCGGAUGGGCUUGGCAUGGGCUUGGGCUCGAUGGAUUUGGCUGCGAAGAUGCCAAAACUCGACCGGCUGCGGGAGAUGUCUACGGCCGAGCUCCGUGCGCUGGUGAAGGACAUGGCCACUACUCUUACGGGCGGCAGGCUUGUGGUGCUUCUCGUGUGUCUUUUUUUGCCUUUCUUAAGAGGGGGACGCAAGGCAUAAAAAAGCGAGGCAACCAAGCGCCAGGCGUCUGCCUCUAAAACCUGCCCCAGGGCGGUCUGUAGCCGCGCCGGCCUCAUCACCUUCCUCAGCUCGGGGGACGUGCCGCAGCCGCUAAAUGCAGGCGGUCGUGGCUAGCGUGUCUGUGGUUGUGGUCUUUGAAAUAGUUGGCAGGAUGUUCCAGGGAGUGGGGCACCCUGCUCAGCUGCGCCAUCGGGGAUAUUUCUGAGGAGGUUGGCUCUGUGGUGGAUUCCUCUACCUAAACCUGAACCAGGAGGCUCUCGCCGCGGUGGGGCAAGGAGAUCUCACGAGCUUGACGCGGUUGCAGUUGGAAGCGGUUGCGUCGGCUGCUGGGGUCGUGGCGUCUCGAGAGGCACAGUAUGGGAAGGGAAGGAACUGGCGGCGCUUCUGUCUUCUGUUUUGCUUUGUUCAAGGAGCGCGCGGGCCUCUUGAGGUAAGCGACUAGCAAAGCAGAGCCAUGAGUGGGGCGCCUGUUUUCUCCUUGGGUUUUCCUCUAAUCAUUGGCCACGAGGGCGGCGCUACUCCCUCGCUUUAUUUUAUGAUCUGGCGGAGGGAGGGCUGCCACCUGUCUCGCUCGGCAAGGGUAGGGGCCUGCGUGUGGGUGGUGGCGUUUUUCUGUAUUCUUUGCCCGAGCCUGUGCUCUUCUCGUUCGUCUGGUAUUAUACCCGUGGCCUUCGUCCUUUAGCUAAAUCCUCACAAACUCAUGCGCCAGCUGUGUCCUGUCUUUUGUUUGUGCUCUAAUCGUUGCAGAAACAUUACCAGAAGGAUGCCGCGCGGUUUCGCUCUCUCCGAAUUUCUACGGGCGCCGCAAGCUCUGAGGCCUCAGGCAUAUCCCCCACGGUAAAGGUGUCCACCUCCUCGAAGGCAGAGGCGUCAGGCGUGAAGGUGUCCAGCCCCUCCAAGUCCAAGGCGUCGACCGUGAAGGCAUCCAGCCCCACCAAGGGCAAAACCACGACGAGCGUGAAGGCAUCCAGCUCCAAGGCUGUGCGGAAGCAGUGAGAUGCUGGCGCUUUCAUAGAGUCCCGCCGAUCUAUAUAGAACAGACAAACAGCGAACGCCUUAGAGCUAUGUCUCAUGCAUAAGCAUCACGACACAAGUCAGGGAACCUUCUAGAAAUCAGCGCAGGGCGUUACCAUUAUCGCGGGGCCCUAGAUCAGGCGCGUCCUUUUUUUCUUCCUUUUACAUCAGCUGCGCCACUGCUUCUUUGCUCAGCAUCGCAGUAGAAUCCGCCUUAGUGUAUUUUGGUCCAGGUGUCUCCCUCGUGAAUUCGUUGCCUUACCCCGCAAAUUCUGCAACAGUUCAGAUAAGUGCUACCGGAGCGGAGGUAGGCAGCCUGGGCGAUCUCUUCCGCAGCAGAGCUUCAGCAUAGCCGUCAAUAAAUGCGCGCCCGCAAUGAGAUGCGCUGCUCGUUCUCGAUUCAGGAGGGACAGCUCUGCCGUGUCUCCAUGGUUCGGCUCGGUUCUCGAUUCAGAGCGCACAGAUAUAGGGGCGCCCUCUAUUAUGCAUCUCCAUGGUUCGACUCGGUUCGCGAUUCAGAGCGCACAGAUAUAGGGCUGUCCUCUAUUAUGCAUCUCCAUGGUUCGGCUCGGUUCUCGAUUCAGAGCGCACAGAUAUAGGGCUCCCCUCUAUUGUGCAUCUCCAUGGUUCGACUCGGUUCGCGAUUCAGAGCGCACAGGUAUAGGGUUGUCUUCUAUUAUACAUCUCCAUGGAUCGACUCGGUUCUCGAUUCAGAGCGCACAGAUAUAGGGUUGUCCUCUAUUAUGCAUCUCCAUAGCUGGACUCGGUUCUCGAUUCAGAGCGCACAGAUAAAGGGCUGCCCUCUAUUAUUUAGACAUCUCCGUGGCUGGGCUCGGUUCUCGAUUCAGAGCGCACAGGUAUGGGGCUGCCCUCUAUUAUGCAUCUCUAUGGCUGGGCUCGGUUCUCGAUUCAGAGCGCACAGAUAAAGGGGCGCCCUCUAUUAUACACCUUCAUGGCUGGACUCGGUUCUCGAUUCAGAGUGCAGAAGUAUAGGGCUGCACUCUAUGGGAGCUCUCCAUGGAUGGACUCGGUUCUCGAUUCAGAGCGCAGAAGUAUAGGGCUGCACUCUAUGAGAGCUCUCCAUGGAUGGGCUCGGUUCUCGAUUCAGAGCGCAGAAGUAUAGGGCUGCACUCUAUGAGAGCUCUCCAUGGAUGGGCUCGGUUCUCGAUUCAGAGCGCAGAAGUAUAGGGCUGUACUCUAUGAGAGCUCUCCAUGGAUGGACUCGGUUCUCGAUUCAGAGCGCAGAAGUAUAGGGCUGCACUCUAUGAGAGCUCUCCGCGGAUGGACUCGGUUCUCGAUUCAAUGGCUUCGGUUCUCGGUGGAAUCUGCCCGACCUUCCCUCGUUUUUGUGUCCUUCUUGGCCUCCUUUUUUGCUGGAUGCUCGUCCUCUUUCUAGAUUGUUGCUGUGGAUUUUUGUGCUUUUUUUUAGGACCUUAACACGACUAGAAAACGCUUCAAAAAUCCUUAUUCAUGUGGGUGCCCACUAAUGCCACUACCACCACUACUAGGAGUAAGAAAAUCCUCGAGGUGUUUAGCAGUUUAAAGGCCUGAGGCUCCAACUCUCCGAGAGGGCCUACUGCCAUUACUACCACCACUAGGGGUAAGAAAAUCCUCGAGGUGUUUAGCAGUUUAAAGGCCGGAGGCUCCAACUCUCCGAGAGGGCUCCCGUACUAGUAGCCUGACGGGCUCCCCUCUGAAUCCUGAACCUUGAACCGAGAGCCGGCCCCCCUUGGUGUCCUUUCUAUAGGGGAUGGAUCUGAAUCCUGCGCCCUGAAUCGAGGGCCGGUUCUCCUUGGUGUCCCUUCUAUUCUAUAUGGAGGGCGGCGCGAUGUCUCAUCUGAAUCCUGAACCUUGGGCCGAGAGCUGGCCUCCCUUGGUGUCCCCUCUAUGUAUAUGGCAGGCGACGCGAUGUCUCAUCUGAAUCCUGAACCCUGAACCGAGACCCCCUUCCCUCUAUAUCUAUGGCGGGCGGCGCGAUGUCUCAUCUGAAUCCUGAACCCUGAACCGAGAGCCCGCCUCCCUUGGUGUUCCCUCUAUAUGGCAGGCGACGCGAUGCCUCGUCUGAAUCUUGAACCCUGAAGCGAGAGCGAGCCCGCUCCCCUUGGUGUUCCCUCUAUAUAUAUGGCAGGCGACGCGGCGUCUGGUCUGAAUCUUGAACCUUGAACCGAGAGCCCGCCUCCCCUGGUGUUCCCUCUAUGGCAGGCGGCGCGAUGUCUCAUCUGCGUCAUCUCAUGCUCGAAAAGCAACAGCGGGGGGCGCGGCUCGUGCCGCAGUACAUGGCGCGGGCCUUAUCUGAUGAGCAAAGCCAGUCUUGUUCGCAGGCACACAACGCCCGCGGGGGUUUUGUUGGGUAGGGGUUCAAGUUCCGCAGUUGAGUUUGAGUCUUGGGGCUGAUUCCCGGUCUAGGGCUCAAGUCAAUCUGCCCGACUGCCGCAUCUGACCCGCCUGGAGUAGUGCUUGGCGCAAUUCCCAGGGGCGUUGUUGAAGCUUAAAAAGCUCCACAGGGUCAGCGUUAUCUUGCAGGGGCUUACUCUUCUAAUUUUUCACGACGUCCCCCAUUCCAAUUCCCCAAGACUUAAGUCUUGCUCUUUUUCGCGACUUAGCGCCUUGCUUUAUGGCGUAACCCCCGGCGACUUCUGCAGCUGGUUGGGCCAGUUUUUAAGGAAGUACAGUAGUAAGCCAUAGGACUUCUUCUCUUGGAAUAGACAAUAAAAAAGGGGGCUGCUAUAUGGCAGGCGACGCCGGUCACCCGGGCGGCGUCAUUAUAUUAAUCUUGCCCCUGGGUCUGGAAACUACUCCCACCGGAGGACUGACCCGCCAGGGAAUUAAUUUGUUGGGGGAUGUCGUGAAAAAUUAGAAAAAUUGCUGGGAAUCCUUAUCGCUUUGCUUUAUGGCGUGACUUCCGGUGGCCUCGAGUAGCGUUGUCGAAGCUUAAAAAGCUCUGCAGGUUUGGCCUGAGCAAGUCCUUAGCUUUUCGGGGUUAUUUAAUCGCAUCACUAUGGCAGGGGGAUGAUCCGAUCGUUAUAGUCUUGGCCCCCCUCGCUUCGUGCGUUGGGGUCCUUUUUUCCGGUUUCGGUCUCUCCGAGGUUCUGAGCCCUCCACCCCACCAGCAUGCAAGAAUUACCACGACAACAUCGGGGCGAAGGCUUCCUUUUCGUGCCGUAGUACAUGACGCAGACCAAGGGCUCCUGGUUUUCUCGCCCCGGUCAACCAAGGCAAGGCCCGAAAAAAAGCAACCGCUCAGCCCGAUAGCGUUGCUGAGGCCUAAUCUUCCAAGUGCGUCCUCUUACUAGUUGAGAAGAAUUGCGUCCAGCUUAUUAGUUACGAAAAAGGUUGAGCCAAAAGAUAGAAUCCGCCAAACCAUAACAAGAGCCCCGCGCGGAGCUUGUCACCUAUCUCAAACCAGGAGUAGGCUUAAGAGACCGAAAAGCCCCACCGCGCGCGCCUCUCGAUCAGAGCUUCACCGGGUUCAGAACCCUCUUGGCUUGAGCAUUUUGGAAGAGGUAAGACACCCGACCACGACGGCGACGACUAGAAGGCCAGCGGGCUGGCUUAGUCUUCUGAUGGCGACAAGUAUAGGGCUAGACCCGGCCCCGAUUCAAUGGGCUCGGUUGGCUGCAAAGAUGCCAAACCUCGGCCAGCUGCUGAAAAGCCCCGCCAGGUAUGACAAAGAGGCAAGACAUCCCCCAGCGGCUCGGUGCCAUUGUCGUGAAGAUUUCCAAAAUGGACCGGGCAGCUUGCUGCUCAUGCAGAUGGAGAGGCCUGGCGAGCGGUCGAGGCGGUGGCGGAUGGGUCUGGUAUGGUCUUGGGCUCGAUGCAUUUGGCUGCAAAGAUGCCAAGCCUCGACCAGCUGCAGCGGAUGCCCCUGGUCGAGCUUCGUGCGCUGUUGAAGGGCAUGCCUAUCACUCGCCCCAGAGCGGUCGGCACCCGCGCGGAGCUUGUCGCCUAUCUUCUCAACUCGGGUGAGGUGCCGCAGCCGCUCAACCUGGGCGCGCUCGCUUCGGUGGGCUUGCCAAGGAGAUUCCGCCAGCUUGACGCGGCUGCAGUUGGAAGCGGUUGCAUCAGCCACCGGCGUCGUGGUGUCUAGCGAGACACGUCAUGGGGUGGGAACUGGUGCCGCCUCGGUUUUCUGUUUUGCUCCUUUUGAAAGAGCACGCGGCUGGGGCAUGUAAGUGAGUAGCAAAGCAGGCCCACAGGUGGGGCGCCUAUGUUCUCCCGGCGUCAGUUCUCUCUAGUCAGUGGCUACGAAGCCGGCCCUUAGUUAUGGCUUGGAUGGUGGAAAGCUGCCACGCGUCUGACCAGGCAAGAACCACGCACCGAAGGGCCUGCGCGUGGUGGGGCUUUUCGGUCUCUUAAAUAGUGCUCAGCUCUAUUCUUUGCGUGCGGAAACACUACAGGAGGGACUCCUCGCGGCUUCGGUCUCUCCGAGGUUCGACGGCGGGCGCUGCCUCCAGCUCCAAGGCGGUGCGGAAGAAGUGAAGGCGCUGUCGUUUUUACUGUAGAAGCCUGCGGAGCUUUUUAGGCUCGUCGUUCAUGGCUCUGCUAUUUUUGUGAUGGUUUUUCUAAAUCUCUCGGCAUGCUCAGCGUAGGAGGCAGGCCCUCCGUCGCAGUGUCUCAAAUGGUGGGGGCAAAUUUAAAAGCUGCGCGCUACCUUGGAGGGAAAUCAGUGCGGAUGAGUGGCUGGGUGUAUAUUUAUAGCAUUCGCAGCCUUCCACUCUCCAUGGACAAAAAAGCAGACAGCCUCUGGGGUGCAUACUUUGGAGAAGGAGGCGCUUCGCUUCCUUGGUGGUUUUGGUGAUGUUGAUGCUUUGCAUAUCGGGGCGCCCUCAUGAGAGCAGGGCCCCACGGAUGGACUCGAUUCUCGAUUCAGAGCGCAUAAUAUAUUAUAGGGCUCCCUUCUAUGAAAUGGGCAAACUCCAUGGGUGGCCUCGGUUCUCGAUUCAGAGCGCCGAAGUAUAGGGCUGCCCUCUAUGAGAGGGCUCCACGGCUGGGGUCGGCCCUCGAUUCAGAGCGCAGAAGUGUACGGCUUUCCUCUAUGAGAGGACUCGGCGGAUGGACUCGGUUCUCGAUUCAGAGCGCAGAAGUAUAGGGCUGUCCUCUAUGAGAGGACUCCGCGGAUGGGCUCGGUUUUCGAUUCAGAGCGCAGAGGCAGAAGUGUAGGGCUGUCUUCUGUGAGAGGGAUCCAUGGAUGGGCUCGGUUUUCGAUUCAGGGCGCAGAAGUCUAGGGCUGUCUUCUAGGGGAGGACUCCAUGGAUAAGCUCGGUUCUCGAUUCAGGGCGCAGAAGUACAGGGCUGUCCUCUGUGAGAGGACUCCAUGGAUCGACUCGGGUCUCGAUUCAGAGCGCAGAAGCAUAGGGCUGCCCUCUGUGGGCGGACUCUAUGGAUGGGCUCGGUUCUCGAUUCAAUGGCUUCGGUUCUCGGUUCAAUCUGCCUGACCUUCGCUCGCUUUUGUGUCCUUCUUGGCCUCCUUUUUUGCGGGGUGCUCGUCCUCUUUCUAGAUUGUUGCUGUGGGUUUUUGUGCUUUUUUUUAGGACCUUAACACGACUAGACUACGCUUCAAAAAUCUUUACUCUUGUGGGUGCCUACUAUUCCUACUGCUACUACUACUAUUACUACUACUAUGACGCUCAAAGCACUAAAAAAAGCAACCGGUUAGUUUUUACCUCUAAAGCUUCGGCUUAUCCCAUGCAGCAAUAUACUACUACUACUACUACUAUGACUACUACUAUUACUACUACUAUUACUACUACUAUUACUACUACUAUUACUACUACUAUCGCUACUACUAUCGCUACUACUUUUGCUACUACUAUUUAUUACUACUAUGCGUUGUAUUGUAAUAGACCAUGCUAAGCCGGCCUAAGCUUGAGUCUAUCUUAGACCCUCUCAGUACGUCUUACGUGAUGUCGCCGAGGUAACAUAUACCAAACCUGCAUGAGGAAAGAGAAUGGAUUCCAUGCAGUCCUUGGUGCGUCGGUCUUGUCUUGUGUCGUGCUUGUUGUGUUGUUCUUGUUCUGUCUUGGUCGUUCUUCCUUCUUGUGCUUACUUAAGUAGCUAGCUAAGUAGGACGCUGACGCUGCGGAACUGGAUCAGAAGAGUUCGGAUUUCAGUGGGGAUUUGGAUCAGGUUUCACAAUGGAUCACAUGUAUGAAAUAAAAAAAAGCAUUAGUCCUAAUUUUUUGUAAAAUACGUAGACGCCGCAUCGAUUGCGCAUGCACCUAGAGGGGAACUGCGUGGCUCUUUAGAGGGGUCGACCGGUGGCCACUCUGGGGAAGACGGCCAAGCGUUCACCCUGUCCACGCCUUUCCCCCAGCAAGGGCAGGAGUCGCCUGCCCGUCUGCCUUUUCAGUGCAGCAUCAGCGCCAGAAAUGGCGCGUGCAAAGGUUUCACACGCGUGCGCGUCUCUGAUAGUGGUGCCGUGCGCGUUCUCUCUGAUAUUGUUUCCCCAGAAGAUGCCACCACUAAGGGCCGCCGCAGAUGAUACGCAGGGUUUGAAAAUGGCGCGAAAAGGUGCCACUUUCAACCGCGUUAGAGCUUGUUGCUUCGACACCGCAAAGCUCCAGACUCUAAUGCGCGCGAGCCUAAAAAAGUGGCCACUUUUUUCUAGCAGGACUAGAAGAAAACGCUCUAACAAUUUAGGUCCACCACAAGCAGCACUAGAAUUGGGACACUUUUGACCGAAAAGAGAAGAGCUCUAAUGGGUCGCAAAAGGUGUCACGAAGUGGCGCCUUUUGCAACCCAUCAGACGACGCCGGAACCCCCGUCCAGCCAGCGCCAAGGCGAGCCCUGGCCCCGCCAGGGCGUGGGGUCGUCAUGGGUAGAACCUUGCGCGCAAGGCGUACCUAACGAGGCCACGCCGUCGCCGCUUAUCUGCAUCGCAGCGAAUCCCCACACGAGCAGGGUGACCAGCGAGCUUGACACCGCCAGCGUAUUCCAGGAAGCGCCACAGUGCCACCAGGCGGCACAGAAAGGCAGGAGCGCGGGCACCGAUAUCAGGCGCCAAAAACGCGCGAGGCAUUCCAAAGAGCUGCGGCCCCUUGGAAGGCGCCACUAGCUUGCCGCAACUCGCCUAGUUGUGGCAUCUAAGUAUCAAAUUUACAAAUUUCUAGGACUAGUGCCUUUUUUUGUGUCAUACAUUGCUACACCUACUACUCCUCCUACUGCGCCUACUCCUACUACUCCUACGACUCCGACUACUCCUACCACUGCUACCACGCCUCAGGUGCUGGGACAUGAGUCCGCCAGCCCAUCGCCAUCAUGUCAUCAGCGUGAAUGCCAUCACCCUGAGAGAGUAUCAAUGAAAUAGAAAACGCCUGGCAUCAUAUGAAAAUAAGGCACCGAGUGCGGGCCGGUUGAUGGUCGCAAGAAAGAAAAGGGCCAAGGGCAGCAACAUGGUCGCAAGAAAGAGAAGGGCUAGGAACAGCAUCAAGACCAACUCCACCCAGAUGAACAGCGGACGGGCUCGCACCUUGCGCGCAGAUAAGGUAGAAGAGUAAUAGUAACCUGAUACGAAUCAGGGGCAUCUUUUGGGGGGCUGCUUUAUGACAUUAUGCUUCAUCGUCGGCCUGCGUAUCAUCUGCGGCGGCCCUUAGUGGUGGCAUCUUCUGGGGAAACAAUAUCAGAGAGAACGCGCACGGCACCACUAUCAGAGACGCGCACGCGUGUGAAACCUUUGCAGAGGCAGAGCGAGGCUGGGCGCCACGCCGUGGCUUGGGUGUAUUCAUUUUGGCGAGGUCACGCAGAGGCAUAGUCGGGUGACUGAUAGACACAACACGAAGGCCACGCGUGCAAGAAAGGGAAGCGCGCGCCGGUUUCUACUUUCAGGCUGUGACCCUUUUAAGUGUCUUGCGCCUCAUCUGGGUUCUUGUUCUUAUUUCUGCAAAGCUUCGACAAUUUUGAGCGCGUUUAUGCUUGGGUGUGCUCCAGUUCAUCGGGGGCGGCUUGAUACUUGCGCACUGUAUGGGCCUGCGGUCGCGGCUCCGGUGCUUCUCUUUCUUUGGUCGGUCUCUCUGAAUUUUUAGCCGCCUUUUGUGCGUGACCUUCCACCGCCCAGACGAUAAGAAGCCAGGCGGCGGCUCGCCGCUUGUCCAGGGCCCCCGCCUUGGUUGUGUGUCCCAAACAUGCCAAACCAGUGCGCGCGGUGAGCGCAGGCAGAAGCCAAGUCUAUCAUGAAGAGACGCCGCGCCGCAGCUUCUUGAAUUAAUUUGGACCACACACCGCACGAAACCCACAGCCAAGCCCUCGCUCGGCUGGCCUCAAGCCGCUGGCCGCUUUGCGUUGGUUGCUUUGCACAAUCAUCCACGCAAAAGGGAGGCGAAGCGAGCUACUCGACUGCGUGGGCUUGGGUCUCUCUUUUCUGGAAUAUAGCGGGAAUCCCAAACAAGGCGGCCAGCGGCGGCCGUGAGCGGUGCAAGCCAAAUUCGGCGAAGAAGCCGACCGACGCAGACCACCACGCACCCAAGCCCAUGCACCCAAAGAAAGCAGCAGGGGGGGGCGGGAUUGGGCUUACCCGCGAGGCGUGGGCUCGUUUUUCUAUUGAAUCUGAAGCAAGCGGGCCCCCUUGGUUGGCGGGUCUUUGUUGCUUGCGUUGUGGUUACGUAGCAGCAGCGCGGACGCGAGUGCUUGGCCUGUGUGGGUUAGUAGAGGUCUAGUGCUUGGCACGGCGUGAAAUCCACACAGGGGCAGGGCGGAGGUCUGACCUCAGGCUUGGCGCCGUCGUCCUUCCAAGUUUGGCUAGGCUUGGGCGGGCUCCUCUGGUGUCUGCUUAAUCAUUCAAGACGCAGCCUGCCACAGCCCGCAGGUGUCCCAUCGAGGUCAGCGCUGUCCUUUUGGGUUGCAGCUCGUGGGCUUAAGUUGCAGGCUUGGCCCGGUUGCAUCAGGUCGGCCCUCUUCACAAUUCGGAGAGAACUUGGAAGAGGGGGAGCCACGGUCUGCAGGCUUGUCGUUGCUUGCCUUACGGCUCGAAGCUUGCCGGGCGCUUAGGCUUCGAGGGAUAAGCCGACUUGUAACCGGGUCACAAAGGGGGGCCGAAAUCAAAAGGCGGGGGACGUCGCAAGGGUAUCGUGAGGGUCUUGGAGGGUAUUGCAAGGGGGCGACCUGAGGCUGAUAGGGGUCAGCGUAACGGCCCAAAGGGGGGGCGAGAGUCUUAGAAGAAUAUGAAGGGGAAGCAGAUGCUUUUUAUCAUAUCAAGCUAUACUCUGGAGGGCUGCCCGGUGCCCCCCCUCCUGGUAUGGUCUGUGGUGGCGCUCGCGUGCUCUUUUCCGCGCUGAUUUUCGCGGGUUCAUUCUAGUGGCGGAAGGCGUCAAAAGUGGGCGCGGGCGUCUCCUUGCGCCUCUCUGCAGGUUCUUCGGGGACCUCUUGCCCGUUGCUGACCCUCGGGGGCUGGAGGUCUCCGGGGUAAAAAGCCGCCGAUGGCGGCCACGGUCUCAAAAGCAGGCAAGCUGAUGACCAAGGGCCCGGAGGGCACAGGCCGCACGGCUCGGGGGGUCCAGCCCCUCGCCUUUUGCUGCUGUCGGAGGCCUUCCUCGCACACCUGGCGCCGGCGCGCGCACUGCUGCGGCGACGAAGCACAUCUAAUGUCAUCGGAGGCAUGUAGGGCACAGGCAGGCAGCUGGAAGGGAGCGGGGGCGCCCCCUCCCUUCCUUGGGCCCUUUUCGAAGCCUUCCAACCACCCACCUCGGAGGCCUGUAGGGUCCAACCAGGUAGCUGGAAGGGAGUGGAGAAGGCACCGGGGGCCCCUUUUGAGGCCUUCCACCCCUGGCAGACGCCUUCAAAAGGGGCCCGGGGCUGCACGGUGCCCUCCUGCGCUAGGGGGGGCGGGCGCCGUCGCCUGGCGCCUUGCAUCGCAGUGCUUGCGUUGAUUCUAAGUCGACUACCAUUACUAUUAAAUCGACCUCGACCACCAUGACUACGCUACUUACAUCUAAUUUGUUUUGACAACUAUUAUUUCUAUAGAUCGACCAUUAGUGCUACUUAUGACAUUAUAGACCACCCUCCACACCAACGCAAUAUAGGUCAAGAGGACCAGGGCGCACGCGCGUCAGCGUCUUGAAUUUGAAGCCAAGCAAGCGACCCGCAAACAAGCGGCUUGCCACGGUUCUGCUCUUAGAAGUGGCGCGGUACUUAAUGAUAAAUAACAUCUUGCAAUGCCUCUCCUCAUGCUAGACGCAUUCACUUACUCACUCACCCAGUUGUCGACUAGAGCCGCUGAAAGAUGGGGAUAGCUCUAUGUAUUGUUGGGCUUUGAGCUUGUUGCUUGGCUUAAAGUGUCCCCAUCUUGUCGCUCCCAGCGCCAGUGGGUCUAGAAAUCGCCAACAAUAUGCACUAGGUAAAAAGAACCACCAGCAGAGCGCAUCUUCACAGAAAAGCCGCGCCGUCAAAACAAGUGCUGAAUAUCCAGCGUGGUUCUGCCGCUUUUGGUUCAGCAGCCCUCUUUUGGGUUCAGCAGGUGCAGGGGCCGCCGCGUGUGUUCGUCCUUGGUCUACAGCAGGAUGCUCAGCAUGAUGCGCCCGCACUUCAGAAACAGUCUUUGGCCAUUGACGGUCAAGCGGAAACGGCUGAAAUUAUGAGCGGCUUUCUUCUCUUGAUUCAAAAAGGUGCUUCGUAGUUGUGUAUCAGAUCAUAAGGCGCGGCUGCUCUAAUGGGGAGCGUCUAUCUCUACCAAGUAGGAACCGACAGUAAGAAUUCGCAUCACGUUAGGAAAUAUUUUGGGAAGAGUUUCAGCUUCUAGAAUAUAGCUCAACAAGACGAGGCAUGGCCCAGGGGCGUGCAGACUAAUCAAUAUGGUGAGACACUAUACUGCUACAGUUACUGAGUGAUACCACAACCGCGACCACUUUAACAAUAUUAACAGCGGGCGAUAUAGUGGCUGAAGCUGAUAGAUUGAUAUUAUAAGCGAGAGCUCCACUACAUUCACGACAGAGCCCACUACUUCCGCCUUUUUCUUCUAAUUCUAUCUCGUCGACAAGCAUCACGAGCAGCGAGGAAGACAGCGCCAAGACGAACUCGCCCAACUUGCGUGGUUCUAGGAUUUUUCGCGGAAUUGGCCAGCAGGUCACGUCGCCCAACCUGGGAGAUGAUGGCUCGAAGGUAGAGAUGGAAAACGACAAGGGCAGCAAGAUGAGCAACUACAUCAAGUCGCCUAACCUGCGUGGGUCUGCAGUUUUUCUCCAAGAAGUGUCGGCUUGUGGGAAGGGUUCCAGUUCUUGUGGUUGUGCUCAGGAUGAACUUAGGACACUACGCGCUCUCUGGCUCUCUGACUCUCCCGAUUCAAUGGAAAGCGUAUAAGUAGAUGUAGAUGCGCUCCCUCUGUGAGUAAGUAGCAGUGCAGUAGUAUAGUCGUGUGUAGCACUUGUUUACUUUUCUCGCAAGAGCUCCAUGUAACUGCGAAGCAAGUCAAGAUGCCCUAGGACAAGGACUAAAAACGCCCCUACUUCUAGCUCGCUAAUUUUUGCCUUUUUUUGUUCCCAUGCCCUUCGUCUUUCGUCCAAUGCUGGGCAUUUCGUCUGAGUAGAGUGCCUUGAAUUGAAUCGACCAUCUUGAGCUGUUGUCAGUCUUGAGCCCCUCGAGCGCGGACGCAUCAACGUAGAAACUGUUUUGAUCAAUCUUCGCCUCCUUAAUGAGACAAAGUGAAGACCGUCGCUUCUUGUGAUAACUUCUAAGAAUUUGGAGUCGCUGCAGAUGCUCUCCACGGCCAACCCGAAGGAGAAGACUGCGCUCCGAUUAAGGCUCAGCUGGUGUUUAACUACUCUAGUUCAAUUUUACAACAUGAAGCAUUUCCUCUCCUGGCUUCUUUCUUAGGUAGCCCUAGGAUUUGGAGAUGAAGUAAAGGCGUCGCUCAUCUUCGUCACCUUUGGACCGGUCUGAGCAAAUGUCUCCAGGGGAGUACGCGCGCAGCUGCGUGACUGCUCUGCGCUCUAAUCAGCGACCUGUGCAAAUUGGAGAAGGGGCAUCUCAGGAAAGCGUGGGACUCGGUGACAAGGCGGCUCGGCCUCGGCGAGAGUGCGUGCGUAAAAAACCUCGCAGUGGGUGCCUAUGUUUAUGAUGGGACUAGUGAGAAGGAGAAGCCUGCAAAUAUCUCGGGCAUAUGUAAUCGUAGUCUUGAAUUAUGCGAGUAGCUAGCUGAAAUAGCCGAGCAGCUGCGUCGCACUCUUAGAAGCUUGCCUUCUGGCUCUGGGAUACUCGGGCAUUUCAGUUUUUCGCCAUCCCCUUGAUUGCUCCUUUUUUUCUUAGCUAUGGUCUGCGCAGCAUUAUUAUGGCUUUGGGGGGGCAGUCUAGCUGCUCGGAUUUUUUGGCUUUUGAUAGGAGCAGGCCCCAUCUAGAAGCCUCACCCAUCCAGGCGCCACGCCUACAGGCUGAGUAUAAUGCUUUGGGCCCUUCAGGAGCUGCGAUAAGAGGAAGAUCCCCCGCGCCCUUCCUAUGACUAUAAGGGUAAGCAGUAGAAAUAGCUGCGAACACUUCCACACUGGGAGUAAGGCUGGCUCAAACUUUUCGCGCAAAAGUCGCCACAUUUGAAAAAAACUCUACCUACUUUCUUGCAAAAUAAAAAAGUCUGCUUUUUUCAAAUAUGGCGAACCUUUCCCAGAUUCAAAUCUUGAGGGCCAUUGCAUUCCCGAACCCAACUGCCCGAAAGUAUUCGCCAGGAACCCGCUCGAAAAUAAAUAUUUAUUAAAUACUUCGAACGCUGUAGGAGUUAGAAUUUCAUCGAACGCACGAAGGAGCGCAGUUUUUCUCUGCAGCCUUGUGGCUUGUCCGUCCAUAGGAGAGCGAUGGGGCAUUCUCGUCUAAUCUUUCUUUCGCUACAACAGUGUGAACUGGCUCACAUCGUACACGCCGGAGGCGCAGGUCCUAGAUUUUCACGCGCUACCUUAAGGCAAGAACCAAGGCAAGAACUUAGCUGCUGACUUCUCUUAUAACCCAGCCCCAUGGCUGGGCACUCUACUACUGCUACUGCUAGAGACGACCACCCCACGCACAGCGUGGCGAUUUUUGGCUACCUGCUCUCAAAGGGAACAAAAGGGCGCGAAGGAUGGCGGCUCCAUCGCUCCUCUUCUACCCCCUACGUGAAUUCCGGAGGGGUAACAGAAGUAGAAGCACUACAACAGCAGACGUCUGCGAUAUUCAUCUCGCAGGACUGUUACCCCACGAACACUAAAGAGGGAAAGUAGCUAAUUAUACUACUCUAGGGGGGUCAGAUUCAUAAGUACACUGACCACACUCAUACAGUUAAGCUUAAGCAAGUUCUACGAUCUCUUUUCAAGCAACUCCUUGGGGACAGCUCCCUAAGGAAGCUCCCCAAGUAAAGGCGUGCCACCCUUGAGGAGCUUCCUCAAGGGCCCUCUUCUUAAUGAGAUUGGCUAUUAAUGUGGACCCCUCCUUAAGGGCCCUCCCUUAUUAAGGAAGCGGCUAGCGCAGAAGCUGCGACAGCUAUGACAGAUAGAACUGCAGCUGGCCAGCCUGUGGCCUCUGCCUGGGCUACCUACUAGGGAGCCGCCUAUGGCUUCGGAGCUCGCUGCCCGUAGGUAGCUUCUGAGAGAGCUGGCUGGCCAUGGCUUCCAAGCUACAUGGCCAUGGCUUUGGAGCCCUCCCCCCAUGGCUCCCAAGCUGACUGGCCGUAGCUUUUAAGCUAUCUGGCCAUGGCUUCUUCUCAGCUAGCUGGCCAAGGCUUCGGGGCGAACAAGCUGGCGACGGUUUCUGAGCUAGUCAGCCAUGGCGCCCAAGUUCAUGGUUUGGCCCCCCAGAAAGCUAGCAAGUAGGCCGCCAAGGCUUCAAAGCUAGCAAGGUGGCCAAGGCUUCAGAAUCGGAGUGAACUGGCUGAGGCUUCGUAGCUAGCUGCCCAGCGCUUCUGGGCUAGCUGUGUAAGCUAGCUGGCCAGGGCUUCGAAGGUCUAAGCUAGCUGGUAGCGGCUUCUGAGGUCGCUCGCCAUGGCUUCCGGGAUAACUGGCCAGGGCUUCGAAGCUAGCUGGGUGGGGCUUCUGAGCUAGCUCGCCACUCCUUCCAGCAAGCUGGCUGGCCAUGGCUUCCAAGCUAGCUGGCCCCGGUUUCUCUCUACGACUAAGGUGGCUCGCCAUGGCUCUCAGGCUAGCUGGCCAUGACUUCCGGGCAGGCUCGUCACUGCUUCCAAGCGGGCUGGCCAUGGCUUCCAAGCUAGCUGGCCCUGGCUUCUGAGCUACCUCGCCACGGAUGGCCUCUAAGCCAGCUGGCCACAGCUUCUGAGCUCGCCGAGGCCGGUCGGUCCUGACUUCGGUCUGUUGGCUAUCCAGUCAGCAAGUUGGCCAAUGCAGUGGCCAUAGCAGUAGCCAGGCUUCUAACUUCGCCACAGUGGGAGCCAGCCUCUCAAGCCUUGGCGAGUAGGUCUGGCGACUUUUUUCGUUUCAUUCUUGUCUUUCUGUGUCUUUACCUAGUGACCUGUCUUCUAGCUGUUAACCGAUGCCCAGCGCAGCGGGCCCCUGAUGGGCCCGCUUUCUGGGCAUUUGUGUGGUGAUGUCAGAUACGUACAGACAACUAGGUAGUGCGACUAAUAGGGGCUCCGCUAAUCAUCAGAGGAGUACACUGAUAUCAUCCAGAGCAAGGCUGGCCCCGUGCAGUGGUCGCACAUCUUGGACGAGUAUGAGCGACUUCUUGCGCUGUCAAAGUCCUCCAAAAGUACGAGACCAGUGGUGAAGCCGCUGCCGUCUAUGUAUAGCGCAAGAAAUGGCCUCGGAGUGGUCUUCUCGCUCGGUCUAACUAUGAGGAUUCCGAUCGAGAUUCAAAGUUAAGGCUUGCUGAGGUAGAUGCGUUAUUCCUAUCGAUCUUAAGAAAAUUUGCGCCGUGAACUCUGCUCUUCUCUUCAUGGUCGAUGGGGUACGCGCUUGGUCUCAUGUUAUUUGCCAGCGGGCCCCCUCUCCCACGUCGAUGACUCGCAUUGAGUUCGCUUUGAUGAGGGGAAGGCGUGCGGCGUCUAUCGUUGUCUUGUGCUUGGGCUUGUGACUUGAUUUGAAGCACGCGCUUCGCGCUUGUAAAUUGAUUUAACUACAUACAAGCUUCGCCAAGCUGCUCUAAGAGAAGUUGUGCGAGGACGUGGCCCAAAACGGUGGCAAUAGCGCGGCACCUAUGAUGCGUCCGGUUUUGUGGCUGCUUCGACGGUCCUCCUCCAAGAGCAAGAGUGGCGCCACGUCGACGCAACUGCAAGAGGCUUGCAGGCUUCUUCUUAAGGCCUCCUCGAUCAUUGAUUCUAGAAGAUAGCUGCGUAGGUUCUUCCCGUUCUGAGUUUGGAUUGCCAUAAUUUAUUCUGUUGGGAUUGUCUUCGGCUAUUUAGUAGUCUUAGUCUUCUAUGACUCUAAAUUCCUACCAAAGGUCCGAGACUUGAUUGCGGAGGGCGCGCAAACAGUGGCGCAGAAAACUGCUGUGCUUUUGUUUCCUACGGGGGUGGCUGACUCUCGUCGCAUCCAUGCCAGUCUCAUCGAUGGGGCGCUGAAUGACUUCAAUUCAGGAGAACGAGGAACAGCCAAAGUAGGUCAAGUUAUGGCGCUGGCGCUGAUCUCUCUUUUUACUGUUGUUGAGUGAGGUUCUUCGUCGUUCAUGGUAGUCCAAAUCCUCACUCUCAAUAAAAGCACCUACCUACGUACUGCUUCCUCGACUACUUGCGUGUCCUUUUCUUAUCUUCAUACUGUAGAACGUAGAAGAAGCUUGGCGGGAGAAGAACAAUAGAAACUACUUUUAGGCGUCAUGAGUAAGCAGGGGUUACGCUGCCGCACCGACUGAAAUACAGAAGGGAGAACAACCUAGCAACAGCGUGGUCAGUCAGUCCUUCUAGCUGUGUUCUUUCGUGAUCCAUACAGUAAGGUGGAUCUCCAUCGCCUAGAUUCUUUGGAGCGAGGCAAGCCAAUAGACUCUCACUCUUCUAAGUAGCACGAUGCAGCAACGGUGAUGGGCCUUUCAAAGAUGGAAACGGCUCUCCAGCAAGAUAUGAAAGCGCAGGCGCCCCAUUUGGUCCAGACUGCGGCGAGUGAGGAUGGGAGCAGUGGUAGUUCUUUUACGGCUGACCUCGUCACGAGUGCCAUCUAAUCAGUAGUACAGUUGCAGGCGGAGAGUAGCAGAAGCAGUAAGAAGGUGAAAGACUCAGAUGAAAGCCCUGAGGCAGGGCUAUGAUUUUGAAACUUGUUCAAUGGGUUUGGAUUUUACUUAGUAAAAUGCAAAUGCGCGAACGUUUUUAGUUUUAGCCAGUUCGUCCCAUUCUAACAGUUCUUGCUGUGAGCAUUGCGGAGUGGCGGGCGUUUAUGACCGUCUUGUGCGUUUGUUGUUUCAAAGUGGCGCAGGCGCUUUGUAUCGCGGCCAGGCCGCGUCUUCAUUCAUUACGACACAACCAGGAGAAGAAGGCGAACGCAGCCAGCAGGCUGUGAGCCCUGUCGGGUGGGAAAAGCAUACGGAUGGGGUGAUUGACUCGAUACCCGAAAACUUGGCACAAUUUGGCUAGAAAUUUUGUAAAAAAUGCAAAAUCUGCAAAAAUUUCUGAUGACAGAGAGCGGCGUCCCGGGCGGCCCGGGGUUGUAAGUCUCUACCCGAUCCGCAAAAUUCUACCAAAGUGAGUCUCCAAGCCUUGCGACCGGCAGGGGGACGCUGCUGAGGCUUUCGGUCUCAGUUGGCUAGGAUCUAGGGCGCGCCGCUCGCAGAAUUGUCUGAGGGGUGAAGAGCCUGGCUACUGCAGUAGCGCGGCCAAGAAUGCGAGCGAGAAAAGCGCACGCAAAAACAGAAGCCCAGCGAGAGGCGAAACCGCUGGGCAGCUCAGUGAGCUGAGUCGGCCAAGUCGAUAAUGUGUGGGCUGCUGAUAGAUCUUCGCUCGGUCUUAUGAAAAAGACCAAGCUGUUCGCGCUAUAUUUUUAACCUGGUCAAGCCUGUCGCACCUGACCUCGUGGGCGCUGCGUGGUGAGCCUUGUGGGCAUUUUGGUGGGCGUUGAACAGUGUCAGUCUUGUUUGGCUUAGCGCCAUGCGAUCAGGCCCAGGCUACCAAAGUAAGCACAGCAGACGAAACAAGGGGGACAGACACAAAGUUAGUAGCCGGGAAGAGUCCAAGGGCCUGCGCCUUUUGCUUGAUGCUUGUUCUCUUUGUUCAAGAAAUGACACACACCGAGGCGGGGCAGCGUAAUUCAUGCGCUUGCGCUUUAUGCUCGUGAGAUUUGCUAGAGCGGGUGGGCGUUCGCUCCGUCAGUCUGUCGGCCGGUUGGAUUUGUUUCACGACCGCUCUCCAUUUUGGAGAGCGCCGAGUUCUUUGGUUCUUCGUCGCUCUUUGUCUUACACCGGGGGUGCCGUCGUCGCUGCGCCUAAGAUGAGGCCGGGGGUCCGGGGUUCGCUACGGUGAGCUAGUCUCUCACUUGGUUUGGUAGCAGUCCGUCGGCAAAUCUUGUCUCGCGGGAAACAGUGCAAAUCUUAGCUUGGGGAGAGCUCAGCAGCUGGGUUCCGUCUGAGUAAAGUUGCCUUCGGGUGUCACCGCCUUCCCACGCGGUUACCGUGGCCCGCGGCCUUGCCUUCGGGCAGGGUAGGCGCGGCUCCUCGCAACCCGGGCCGCAUUCUUUCAUGAACUUUCGGGGGAGAGGGUUGCCUCCCUUGCGUGUGCCUGGCUUGUGGUCCUCUUUUGGGGAUAGGCGAGCGCAUGUAGAGGCCUUAUGGCAUGGGGGGUCUUCCUGUCUAGGCCGUCAGUGCAGGCCGCGCACCGCAGAGAGUGGCGGCGGUGAUUGAGAUGAGGCCGCCAGGGCAGGCCGUCUGGGUUAUGAUGGGUUGGCAAGGCCGUCAGAACAGCGACAGGCCGCCAGGAUGGUGUGAAGUGUUUUCCUGUCUAGGCCGCCACUGCAGGCCGCGCAGGGGCUGGUGAUUGAGAUGGGGCCGCGAGUGCAGGCCGCCAGGGUUCUGGUGGUGGUGGUGAUGAUGUAAGCCAGCCGAUCGGGUGGUGCGGGGUGCCGUCUCGUUUUUGCUGGUUGCAGCGACGUAGUUGCCGCCGCGUCCAGUCUUAUCUUUGACGAUUUUGAAAACAAAGCCACUUUUUGGGGCUUGCGAUGGCGCGCGCGGACGCGCGGCCAGCGGCGUUUCCUCCCGGCGCUUCUUGUUCCUUCUCGUGGUUCCAGUUCUCCCCGUCACUGCCUUCCUUCCUUAGUUGUCUUAUUUCUUCUUCCUCUUCUUUCUUCUGCUCUUCGUCUCACGAAGGGAACAGAGCAGCAAAGAAAAAGGCUGAAACGAAGGGGCCUCUUAAGGGGAGACCCCCUGACGAAGGGGGAUGCAGUGCAGGAGGGUAGGAGCAAGCGAAACGGGCUCCCCUCGCCUCCUUGGGGUCCCCUGGAGAGGUGGCGGGCGCGGGUCUGGCCUCUCUCUGCGGGGUCGAGUAGGGGCAGCCUUUUAUCUUAAAGAGGGCAACCCUCUUAGGUAAAACGGUUGCAGGGAUGGGAUGGCACCCCGCCCCACCCGAUCGGUGGGCUUGGUUGCAUCAUCAUCAUCGUCAUCUAUCAUCAUCAUCAGCACCAGCGUCGUCGUCUACUCUUCGUCUUCUUGUUGUUGCUUGAGGGUACGCCGUCAAGACGGCAGGGCGCAGCUUAAAUAACGCCGUGCCCGGGGCCGUCAGGAUGAUGAUGGGUGCUUAUGAUGAGGAUUAUGGUGGUGGUGGUGAUGAUGGUGAUGAUGGUGGUGGUGAUGAUGGUGAUUGAUGGUUGAUGAUUGACGCCGGCUGAUGAUUGGUGGCGAUUGAGUAUGAUUGAUGAUGAUUGAUGAUGAUUGGCGAUGAUUGAUGACGAUUGAUGACGAUUGAUGAUGAUUGAUGCUGAUUGAUGCUGAUUGAUGAUGAUUGAUGAUGCUUGAUGAUGCUUGAUGAUGCUUAAUGAUGCUUGAUGAUGCUUGACGAUGCUUGAUGAUGCUUGAUGAUGCUUGAUGAUGCUUGAUGAUGCUUGAUGAUGCUUGAUGAUGCUUGAUGAUGAUUGAUGAUGAUUGAUGAUGAUUGAUGAUGAUUGAUGCUGAUUGAUGCUGAUUGAUGAUGAUUGAUGAUGCUUGAUGAUGCUUGAUGGUGAUUGAUGACGAUUGGUGACUGAGUAGCUGAGGCCGUCCGUCCAGGCUGUCAGAGUCGAUGGUGGAGAUGAGUAAGCCUGUCAGUGUAGGCCGCCAGGAUGAUGAUAGUUGCCUUCAGUACAGGCUGCCACGAUGGUGACGAUUGAGAGAGGCGGCCCCGGCUGCCGCCAGUGCAGGCGCGCAGGGCGAUUGCCCUCCCCCCUUUUGGGCUGUCAGUGUAGGUCGCCCUGUUCCGGGGUCGCUCUCCCCCAUCUUGGCUCCCUCGGGCUCCCGCGAGCCCCCGGCGGCCUCGCACUUGGCAUCCCAUUUGGCACGGCCCGGUCGGCUUCGUCAUCUCGUGGCACCGAGGUCUACCUUGGGGCCGCCCUGCCGGCUAGGAAGGGCCCACCGCGAGGAGCCCCUUUUUUGACGGUUUGCUUCGGCUGGUCGGCCUUCGGUCUUGCGUCUUCGCGCGCGGGACUUGGCGGGGGGCAGUGGUGCACAGAACUCUGAUCAUAAGGUCGCCGCGCGUUGUUAUUCUUAUACCAGAGUAGUUUGUAGCACGCAUGGCGCAUGGAGUAGCAUGGGGCGCAGAGCUUUAAGGGGUGCAAGAAGCUCCCCCUUUAGCUCCAUGCGAUCCAUGCACUCCAUGCCAUGCGAGCUGUGAAACCUUAGAAAUUGCUCAGCUAUAAUGUAUCUAUGCCCUGUGUCUCUUUGGGCUUUAUAUUUGUGCUGAGAUCCAUCUGUUAGAGCGGGCGGCCGUUCGCCUCGUCAGUGGUCUGCCGGCCGGUUGGGUUUCACCGCUGUCCACUUUGGAGGGCGCUGGGCUUUUUUUCCCAACUUGCUCCCCGCGUGGCUGCGUGUCGUCUCACCUUUGCCCAAUUCGUUACGGGUUGAGCUAGUGGUGGGCUCGCUUGGUCGCUGUCGUCGCCUCAUCUCGUGACGCUGAAGCUUACUGUAGGGCCUUGCUGGCCAAAAAGGGCCUACUGCGGGGGGCCCUUAUUUUUUGCCGGCGUGCCUCGGCUGCUCGGCCUUCGGUCUUGCGUCUUCGCGCGCGACCGUGAGAAUCCCGCCACUCCCAGGGAGGCAGUGAGUGGCGCACAGAGUUCUGACAUGGCCGCCGCUGUUACCCUCAUCGGUGUGGUUCGCUAGGGGUCUGAGAUAGACGAAAAAGCUGGACAAAAACAAGGAGAAUGGAAGGGGCUGAACCCUCUCCCCUUGAAGAAAUGAGAUGGAGGGGGAGCAUGCACCGUGGUGGACAGAGGCGAAAAAACUUGGGAAGGGAUGGAAAGAAGAGGCAAGAGACCCUCGCCCCGCCUUUGGUGAAACAAGCGGCACUGAGAAUGAUCUGGAGCGCAGGGUGACGCGAAAGACGGGCUUGAAAUCUUCGCGAAGUGUUGCCUGGGCUGGUCGUCGUUGUCUCUGUGUUUGUAAGGACGAGAAGCGCGCUGGCGUGGCCUCGGGCGCUCUGUGUUUGUGUUGUGUUUCUCGGUUGUAAGCAGCCCUGUCGCCGGGUGGGUGCGGACCGCCCGGACACCAUUGGCAUCGGCGCCGCCUGGAACUGCACCUGCGGCAUACUUGUGCAAGCUCCUCGAGGAGUAUAGAGUUCUGUCGGAGGAUAGGGGAAACGCAGGCGGGGAAGCAGUGGCAAAGCUGGACGGCGUUGGCCAUCUAAAACUUGUAAACUGGCCGCAGACAUUCCGCGAAGGUUCUGGGGCUUCCGCCUUCUGUUUUUUUUCGAUGAGAGGAGACAUGGACGCGCAUGGAUCGCCAGAGACAAGCUCGCAACAAUUUGCAACGGAACCGCACCAGGCUCCGCGCUUUCUGUCUUUCGUUUUUGUGGUUUCUCUGUCUCUCUCUCCAGACUUGGGAGGCCUUUGGCGUUGUGCAUUCGUUUGGGAAUUUAGCGGGUGGCUGCGCCGCAGACUGGUUCGCCGGCUUGUGAUGCUCUCGGCGCACUGGGCUGCUUGCUUCGGCUUGGUCGUGUGUGGGUCGGUUGGUGUGCGGGUUUUGCUUUCGGGCCUCUUGUGGGCUUCGUGUUAAUGAGACAAGGACAAGGGCCGCGCGCGUGAGCGUCGGCAGCUUUCCGCCAAGAUUUUCCGCCGCCCGUCGGCGCUCGUCGGGCGCGGUGUUCUCCAAAGUAGCGGACAAGCCGAGGAAGGUGAAAAGAGUGGGGCCACAAAAAUGGCGAGGGCAGUGGGGGGCGCGCCUCGUCUCUUUGGAGGAGUGGCAAAGGGAUAGCGAAUUGCGUGGGACUGAGAUGAAAAAAGUAGGGCAAAAGCGGGAAGGGCUGAAGGACUUCGGCCUCCCGCCAUUGAAGAAAGGAGGCGCGGGCGGGGUGUGUCUAAAUCGAUUAGGUGGGUGAGGCGAAUAGAGUGAGACACCGCCGGGGAGAGUCAAAGGGGAGGCUUUGGGGCUUCUUCUGUUGGGGGGGUGACUGACUGGCACCGAGGUGAAGCAUAGUGGACCAUCUCGAGGACACAUGGAAGGGGUGAAGACUAGCAGCUGCGCGGCAAAGCCAGCCAUGAAGAAGCAGCAGCGCGGGGGCUUUUCCCCUUGAACCUGCAAAAACAAGAAGGGAGGCGGUGGCAAGUCGUGGCACCGUCAGGGGACAGGCCGCGAAAAGUGUAAGACAAAACUGAAGGCGAGGACGGGCCAGAGGCCUUGGGCUUUCUCCUUCAAAGCAGUGGCGCUCGCACUCUUUCGCUGGCUUUUCCCCUCCAUGGGAUGCAGCUGAGACGGAAAAAGCGAAAAGGCCCGACGCAACUAAGAAAGAGCCAGCUUGGGCUGUGUGUGGUGGUGUUGACUAGGCUGCGCAGGUGUGUGUCGCUGGCAAACAGCUGCGGACAUGGGGCCGGCAGCGUGGUCUUGGGGCUCGGCUGACCGAUAACAAUUUGCAGCACUGGAGCUGGGGGGGGUGCCGCUUGUCCUGGAUUUUGCGGCUGCUGCGCUUCCACCUGGGCAAGAAGCUGCUGGUGAAGCGGUUCGGCUUCUGUCGUGCCGCCCCAGGGUAUUCUUGUUGAAACAAAGGCUCUCUUAUUUUGUUAUCCGCUGCGUGCCUCCCGCUUCUACCACAGUCUUGCCCACGCCGUUGCAGAAUCAGGAGGACACGCCCGGGCACCUUUCGCGCCUGGUUUUCCGCUAAAAUUCCUCUAAUUUUGAAGAGGUCGCAACUCGCAAGCUGUCUCCUUUAAGCUAGUCGGUUUCUUGUGGUCGGUGGUCGAGGUGUGUCUUGUGUGGUGGGGUUAGCUGUGUGGCCGCAGGGUGCAGUCGGCCCUUUGUGGCCUUGCCGCCGUGUCGGGGGGUAGGUCCCCGCGCAAAAGGUCGGCGGUUGGCGCGGCAGCCGUCAGGCUGGUGCCAUGCUCGGGUGGGUUUUUGAAAAAAUCACUCUAACAGUUUAGCACGCUAAAAACCGUGCCGCUUUACUUAGCGCUCUCCCUAUCUAAGCACUCUAAUUCGGCGGGAUUUCUCGCCGAUGGGCCUCACUUUUUUGCUCUAGAAAUCGUGCCGGUUCGUCACUCUAAUUGUUUUGGGGGGUUCUCAGAAGCCCUCUAGAAUUCCUCUAGUGCGGCGCUCUAAUUCGGCACUCUAAUUUUGCACCCCAAAGCCCUGCGCGUUUUCGCGCUAUGAGGGGGCUCGCAAAUUAGAGCGUUGAAGCAAAGUGCACACUUGGAGGAAUCCGUAGAGGGUUCUCGAGAAGCCCCAAAACCGGACUAGAGUGACGAGGCAGCAACCUGUCGAGCGAGCAUCCCCCGGCGCAUUCCGUGGGCCUUUCCUAAAGUAAUUAGCAGAAUUGUUAGCGCUCGAGUUAGAGCCUUGCCCCCGACCGAAGGGCGCAACUUCGUGAAAGAUCCGCCGAGCAUGUGCCGUGUGUUGUGGUUCUGCUCUUCUGUGUCGUCGGGUUUUGCAGAGUCUGGGCACAGAGGUAAGCUUGUGGCGGCUGCAGCUGAGGGUGCUGGGCUUGCUUAUCGAUCGCGGCUUUGGUGGUGUGGUGGGUGGGUCUCUCUUGGGGGUUUCUCAGGGGUGUAGCUAGCAGCGUCGGAGGGUCUUCCGAGAUUGUUGCGAUGGGUCAAAUUAGUAAAAUUCGGGCGGCAUUCUAGAGGAAUAGGGUGGCUGGCGUUGUCUCUUUGAGCAGAAGAAAGACCCAGCGCCCGCGGCUCCCAUGCUGCAACGCUCGCGCCGGUGGUUCCACGCGGGCGCGAAUGAAAGGGAAAAGAGUGAGGGCACCCACUUGCCUCGCGCAUGAUUAUACAAACGCGCGAGCCUUCGGCGAUCUUGGGCAGGGUCUUGGCUUGUCCAUUUUGCUGCUUUUAUUUGUCGCUUGCUUCUAUGUAUUAGCCCACUCUUUUUUUGCCGCCCGCUUGUUCCAACUUAUUUGCUGGCCUUUGCGGUUUCCGCCUUUUGCGAUGCUUGUUGUGAUUCAUUUACGGAAAACUUUUCCCAGGGCCACGGGGGUGAGGGACAUUGGUAUAGCCAAGGCUUGCGACAUGCAUCCUGAUGGAUCCGCCGAGCAUACCCCUGUAGAGCAGCAAAAUAGUGUGGCGGACUCCUAUGCAAAUUCUUGUUCAACUUGUGCCAAGUUUUCGCACUAGGGACAAUCAGCGGGAAGAUCUAAUAAAGAUGCGAAAAGUUUUAUCAUCCUUUUUUCUCUAGGUGUAAUAGUUUUUGCAGUCUGGGUCUUGUUAAUGGUUGAGGGCGCAGGCUGA
Molecule: messenger RNA, 29299 nt
Organism: Amoebophrya sp. A25
Lineage: Eukaryota; Dinophyceae; Syndiniales; Amoebophryaceae
Source: the annotation of a GenBank genome assembly